Molecule: messenger RNA, 511 nt
Organism: Scutellospora calospora
Lineage: Eukaryota; Fungi; Glomeromycota; Glomeromycetes; Diversisporales; Gigasporaceae
Source: the annotation of a GenBank genome assembly
UAAUUAUAUGUUUGAUAAUGAAAAAGAAUUUGAAAUAAAAAAUACUAGUAAUAAUAGUCAAGAAAUUAGUUUAGAAAAUUCAAGUUUAUCUUCUGAGUUAUUAGUAAUAGCAAAAAGAAAAAAAAAGCUAACUAAUUACAAAGUAAUUCUUGAAUAUUGUAAUACUUUAUCAACAAUACAAUCUUAUCUUCAUAAUAAAUAUCAAAUAAUUAAAGCUUUAUUAAAAAGAAAAUUAGCUGAAGAAUUAAGAAAAACAAAAUUAUCUUUAAAUAUACAACUAUUAUUAGAACAAACUUUAGAAGUUAUAAGGCUAUAUUCUAAAAGACAAAUACAAAAAUUACAUAUUAAUCUUCUUAAAUUUGUAGUUAAUAGUAUGCUACUUACAAUUGUUAAGAAUAAUAAUUUUGUUAAAUACUCAUAUGAUUUGGAUCCUAAAUAUAAGCUUCCUUGUAUAAAGGUAUUAAAAAAUAAAAUUGAUGAAGUAUAUCAUAAUAGUUUUAUUGCAAUUUAA